GAUAUUUUUUGGAGGGAUUUUUAUCAUAGAUUGGGUUUCGUGCAAACAUGGGUUUCAUGCUACCAAAACAUUAUUUCGGAACGCUCUUCCGAUUAUCAGGGCGACCAUUACUGAAAAAAACAGUAGGCAUCAGGUCAAUCUCAAAUGCAUGCCUUUUGUCCGAUACUCACAAAAUGCUUCAGAAGACUUCUCGAGAAUUUGCUGAAAAAGAACUGCAGCCUGUAGCAGCUAUGAUUGAUGAGAAAAAGAUAUUUCCUAAAGAUCAAAUAAAAAAGUUAGGAGAACUUGGUAUGCUUGCUGUAUAUACACCUGAAAAAUAUGGAGGUGCUGGUUUAGAUUAUUUAGCCUAUGCAAUAGCUAUGGAAGAAGUAUCUAGAGGCUGUGCAUCUUGUGGUGGGAUCAUGAGUACCAAUAAUUCCUUGUAUCUUGGUGGUCUUCUGAAAUUUGGAAAUGAAGAUCAAAUAAAAAAAUAUGCUACACCCUUUACAAAUGGAGACAGAGUUGGCUGCUUUGCUUUAAGUGAACCAGGUAAUGGUAGUGAUGCAGGUGCUGCAUCAACAACAGCUAGAUUGGAUGGAGAUUCUUGGAUUUUGAAUGGAACUAAAGCCUGGAUAACAAAUGGUUAUGAGGCUGAAGCAGCUCUAGUUAGUAUCUUUUUUGCCAUAGGCUUAUCAUCGGAAAUUAAUAUUUUUUUCAUUGAUAAUAUUCAGAUAAUACAAGAAGAACAUGACAUAUAAAAUCAUAAGUUGUAAGAAACUUCUAGGGUAGCCAGGACACAUUAUCAGAUUAAAAUUGCAAAGAAACCUAUGUCUGAAAAUGCGUCUUUUGUAGAUAUUAUGAACUAUUUCUUCAUGUUCUUGUAUCUAGAUCAUAAUAGGAAAGUGACGACUAUGACGACCAUAUAGGGCAUGGGUUUCUAUGUAAUUGUAAUUCUGAGGAU
This is a messenger RNA of Parasteatoda tepidariorum (common house spider), 940 nucleotides long. Its product is annotated as short-chain specific acyl-CoA dehydrogenase, mitochondrial-like. Gene Ontology annotation, cellular component: mitochondrion. Gene Ontology annotation, molecular function: flavin adenine dinucleotide binding; short-chain fatty acyl-CoA dehydrogenase activity. NCBI's taxonomy places the organism in Eukaryota, Metazoa, Arthropoda, Arachnida, Araneae, Theridiidae. The record is from RefSeq and is a predicted model, not a curated record. Gene Ontology annotation, biological process: butyrate catabolic process; fatty acid beta-oxidation using acyl-CoA dehydrogenase.